ACAAUAAACCAUCUUAUAUAAUUUUUUAAAAAUAUCAAAGUAGGAGGAAUAAUCAACGCAAACUCUUUGCCCUGUCUUGCUUAAGUUUUCAUCUGAGGUGCAUAGAGAAAUAAAAUCUGAAGCUAAGAGAGAUCGUUAAAACUAGAUUACAAAGCUGAAAAACUUAGAAGAAAAAAUCAACCAUAAGUAGUUAUUGUGCCACAUAAGCUCUUUUAUAAGCAAGUAUCAACCACUAACUAGUAAUCAUUAAUCAUCUAUGUUGGGGUUUAAUAAUCUCUCACGAGCUCCACUAAACAAUCAUGUUAUAACUUUUAUAAUCUCCAUCAGUCUCCCCUCUGUAUGAGAACACACGCACAAGUGGUUAGUUCUAAGAUUCAUCAUGUUUAUUAGUUAAACAUAAAAGCCACUUAUCUCAGUCAAGCCUAAAAGCCACUUAUCUCAGUCAAGCCUAAAAGCCACUUAUCUCAGUCAAGCCUUUACCUCAAAACAGAGAGCUAAUCAGAGUCUUUUGACGAAUUGAAUCUCAAACAACUUUAAAGUUAACCACAUUGCCAAAAACAUGAUUUGUAAUUUGCAGACAAUUAUGACUUACAUAAUCUAUGAGGUGAAUGAAGUCUAACUUGGUUGGAAUAUAUUUCUAAUACUUUUUCAAGUGUAAUCAUUUUACAAAAAAAUGGAAUAAAAACCUAAAUUAUAUCCAAUUUAUCUACUCAUGUCUUCAAUAUUAUUAUCAUUAUCUUAAUGAAAGUUUAAACAAACAGUUGGAUGCUCUAUAUUAUUCUUGUCAUCAGUCAUCACCAUCCAAAGAAAAAAUCCAUGGAUAGACAUUGGUUGAUGAAAACACAAAUUACAGAAUAUAACGUGGCUGAGAAUAUCUAAAGUACAACACCUAAAAGUCUAAUAACAAUAAAGCAUCUUAUAUAAUUUUUUAAAAACAUCAAAGCAAGAAGAAUAAUCAACGCAAACUCUGUGUCCAGAAGUUUUGUUCAAAAAGCAUAAAUGAUAUUAAAUGCAGUGGAAAAGAAAAAAAGAAAGAUAACAACAUAUUCAUCACACACACCAGCCCAACUAAAACUUUUAUAUAAACAGUACCUCUCUUACUUUCCUUCUCAACCAUUCAAACAAAGAAAAAUGAGUCAACACAACAUCCUCGAAGCUCUUAACGUCCGGGUCGUGGGCACGGGCGAUCGGAUCCUAGUCCUAGCCCACGGGUUCGGCACAGACCAAUCCGCCUGGCACCUAAUCCUCCCUUACUUCACCCAAACCUACAGAGUCGUCCUCUACGACCUCGUCUGCGCCGGCAGCGUCAACCCCGACUACUUCGACUUCAACCGCUACACGACCCUCGACCCCUACGUGGACGACCUCCUCAGCAUCAUCGACUCCCUCGGCAUCCAAACCUGCGCCUACGUGGGCCACUCCGUCUCCGCCAUGAUCGGAAUCAUCGCCUCCAUCCGCCGCCCGGAGCUUUUCACGAAGCUCAUCCUCAUCGGAGCCUCGCCGAGGUUCCUCAACGACGAGGACUACCACGGCGGGUUCGAGGAAGGGGAGAUCGAGAAGGUUUUCUCGGCCAUGGAGGCUAACUACGAGGCCUGGGUUCAGGGAUACGCGCCGUUGGCGGUUGGAGCCGAUGUGCCCGAGGCGGUUAGAGAGUUUAGCCGGACGCUGUUCAACAUGCGUCCGGACAUCUCUCUGUUCGUCUCCAGGACGGUGUUCAAUAGUGAUCUCAGAGGCGUUCUUGGGUUAGUGAGAGUGCCUUCUUGUGUGAUUCAGACGGCGAAGGAUGUUUCUGUUCCGGCUUCGGUGGCGGAGUAUCUCCGUGCUCAUCUCGGUGGGGAUACGACGGUGGAGACGCUGAAGACUGAAGGUCAUUUGCCGCAUCUCAGUGCUCCGGCUCAGCUAGCUCAGUUUCUCCGGCGUGCACUUCCUCGGUGACUUUAAUUUUUCAUUUUCUUUUAAUAGAUAAAAAUAAUAAUUGGAGGAAUAUGGUUUUGUGGGGUCCACGUGGACAACGGAGGGUCUCUAUUGGUGGAGGACAGUAUGGUACUGUCAAAAUCUAGAGAUAAGAUUGUUCACUUGACACGUGUUGAACGCAUUAUUACUUCACUUUUUUUGAGUGUUUUGAA
Molecule: messenger RNA, 2126 nt
Organism: Brassica napus (rape)
Lineage: Eukaryota; Viridiplantae; Streptophyta; Magnoliopsida; Brassicales; Brassicaceae
Product: strigolactone esterase D14-like
Exons: 1
Coding region: 1000-1935 (311 amino acids)
Source: RefSeq, a predicted model, not a curated record